Molecule: messenger RNA, 2575 nt
Organism: Vanrija pseudolonga
Lineage: Eukaryota; Fungi; Basidiomycota; Tremellomycetes; Trichosporonales; Trichosporonaceae
Exons: 6
Coding region: 406-2370 (654 amino acids)
Source: RefSeq, a predicted model, not a curated record
CUGUACCACACGUCCCAGCGGCACGCAGUAUAACGACUGACCCGUGUCUCGCGAGCAACUGCCACGCCAGCAAAGCGCGCCACGUCAAGAGUAGAGACAACACACCACACUUCUCUCUCUUGUACAUUGCUCCUCGGCCACGCGCAGCACAGAGCAGCACACCCACCUCGACCUCGACGCCGACGCCAACAUCGACGCCUUCCCAGCACCCUCGUUGUCGCCACCCGACCGACCGACCGCCGCUUACACUCGUUGUCAGCCUGCCCUCGUCCAACCCACCCAGCUGCACUCGGCCUCCACCGCGCUGUGCGCCCCAGUCACCCCGUUACAAUCCCACGUUAGGCCGCCCCCCAGGCACCGAGCACUAGCUCAUCACCACACCCCCCAGAACACCAGCACCAGCACAUGACAGCCCACCGUAGACGCGGCGACACCGUCACGGGGCGCAGCGCGUCGCCGCCGCCGUCCGAGUCGGGCUCGUCGGUCGCGGGCGACGAGGCGGACCCAGACCUCGCGCUUAGUAUCUCGUCAUCUGACCUCGACGCCUCGUGGCUCGAGGUCACUCGCCCACCCCGCCCCAAUGCCCCCGGCUCCGGCUCGUCCGCCCUGGGCAGCAGCACGAUCAUCGAGCUCGGCCGCUCGAGCAACGAGCCGUCUGAAGUCGCGUCCGAUGAUGGCCAGGAGCCGUGGGCGCUGAGCUCGGACGGCGGGAGCGAGCGGCCGGGCGAGACGGACACGGACGACGCCGACCCCGACGACGCGAGCGUCGACCUCGAGACCCCGCUGCUUGGUAAUGUCGACGACACGGCGUCGGCGUUCCAGCGCUCGUUCAUCUUUCCGGAUCCCAACAGUGCUAGCGCGAGCUUCAUGACGGGCGGCAGUGCGAGCACUGUUAUGAACACGCCGAGCCACUCGCUCGCCAACAUUCGUUCAGUUGCCAACACCGAGCCCGCCCGCGGGAGUACCCUCUGGGAGCCCGUCGUCGACGGCAAGCCCCUCCUUGAGGAGCACGAAGAGGACGAGGACAAGGGCGCGGAAGACACCGACUUCAAGGCCGAGGGCGGCAGCAGCCGUGAGACCAAGGCUGAGAGCACCACAAAGGCCGAGACGACCAACAACAACAACACCGCCGACGUCGACGACGCCGGCACUUCUUUUCGGCCUCAUUCUGCCCACGUCAACCCUCCCGUCCGCCGCGGAUCAUGGUCCAUGAUCUUUGUCGUCUUCAGCAUUUACCUCAUUCUCGAACUCGGCCCCAUGCGCUUCGCAGAGCUCGUCACUGGCGCCCUCUCACCUGCGCUCAGAGGCCUGGGCCUGCAGGUGCCGCCUGCAGUUCAGGACGUUGCACCACCACCUCUUGUUCCGCCCCAUGUCGAGCCCGUCCCAGCCCCUGCCGCGGCUGUGACCAGCGUCAACUGGAUUCGGACCCCCAACCUCUCUGUUGUCCUCCACGCCCUCUCUGCCCUGUCGGCCGAGACGCCCAAGCCCGUCGAGGCACCAGCGCACCCUCCCCAGGCGCCCGCCACAGUCAAGGAGCCAGCCGCAACUGACCUCAAGGUCAACCGCAUCUCCAAGACUUACCGCUGGUCGAGAAACAAGGUUGGCGAGGUGGCCGUCCCGCCGCCCAAGGACCUGGCGACUACCAAAGAUGCCGAGGAGCAGCCCGAGCCGGCUGGAGAGCAGCCUCGUACCGACAGCGCAGUUUCAGAGACCAUCGCGCGCUCGCUGGUUCUGAUGGCUGAUUACAUCACAUGGAGUCUCGACAUGGUCGCUGCCCUAACGUCACGCGUGUUCACCACCAUCCGCGACGACCUUGAGGCCGACUACCACGCCCUUCGCGCUGCUUCCGCCAUGGCAUAUGAUCUCUUCCAGCAGGGGCAGGGCCACGUCUUUGGUAUUCUCAACGACGCGGCUACAAGGCUUCGCGCAAGCCGUGCGCUCCCCAAUGACGGCGAGACCUUGCAACAGCACGUUCACAACCUGGCUUGCGCCAAUGGCCGCUGCGAGCGUGCCGCGCAGGCCGCAGUCGAUCUCAAAGCACGCGGGUUCGCCACGCUCAAGCAAGCGCGCCGCGGGCUUGACAAUGCGCUCAAGGCCGCCUCCGAGUUCCUCGAGUACAUCGAGCAUGACGGCACCGACGCGUCCUUCUCGUCAUACCUCCGCGCCGAGGAGCGUGCCCAGGAUGCCGAGGCAGACCGUCAGAAGCACAAGACGAAGACGAAGAAGAGAGGCUGCAGCAGCUGGGGCAAGCACGAGAGUAAGAGGGCCAGGAAAGAGUGGCUCAAGAAACAGGCGCAGCACCGCAAGAAGCCGUGUGGUAGUGGACUUGGUCCAUUCGCUCACGGCUGUGGCGCACGGCGCGCGGCCUAGGCCGUCGCGUCAGCGGCAGCUCUGAUGACUCGUCACCUUGGUCUCGGCGAUAGCUCCCUCCCUCUCACUCGCCUUUGUCUGUGUGUAUCCGCACCAUCCCUGUUAUGUCUAUAUCCGAUGUAUCGUAUCCGUGGCAUGGCGGAGGCAGGGUUGGGCGCGGCAAAACUGACGCUUACGACAGCGACUUUAUGCCACAUUCUCCUAG